This is a messenger RNA of Mytilus californianus (California mussel), 2059 nucleotides long. RefSeq lists its product as uncharacterized. The transcript has 2 exons. Lineage: Eukaryota; Metazoa; Mollusca; Bivalvia; Mytilida; Mytilidae. Gene Ontology annotation, molecular function: zinc ion binding. Bases 61 to 1767 code for a protein of 568 amino acids. The record is from RefSeq and is a predicted model, not a curated record.
UUUAUAUCAGUUGACAAAUGAACUUUGGACUUAAUACUUCCUGUCUCUACAGUCGUACAGAUGGCUGCCUCAGAUGUAGAUGUUAUACUGUGUGGGAUCUGUGAUACUCAGCAUGUUACACAUGUUGCUGAUUACUGGUGCCCUGAAUGUGAUGAAGGUUUGUGUUCGCCCUGUAAAAAUUAUCAUGGCGUGUCAAAAGCCUCGAGGCAACAUGGAAUUAUUUCUAUCGACGACUACAAGAAACUUCCUGCUGAGAUAUGUAAAAUUGAACAGAACUGUACAGAGCACGAAAAGAAAUUCCAAAUGUUUUGUCCAUGUCAUGACAAACUUUGUUGUAUAAUUUGCAUAUCCGAAAAACACAAAGAAUGCUCUGGAAUGUUUCUAAUUGACGAAGCCAUUAAGACAUCAAGAUCCUCCACUUUGUUUGGCAGCUUGGAGAAAUCUCUAAAAGAUAUUCAGGAAAACAUUGAAAGAGUAGUAAAGGACCGGAAAGCUAAUCUUGUUGAAAUAAAACAACAGCAUUUUAAAAGUUUAAAUGAUAUAAAAGACACAAGACAAAAAUUAAAUUCCCGCUUAGAUGAAUUAGAGAAAGACAUAAUAGACGAUUUGAAUUCAACUGAAACACAACUAAAACUCAAAAUUGAAACCCUUCUUAAUAAGUUAUCCACAAAAAUGAAAAACAUUGAGCUUUUGAAGACAAAUCUUAUGUCCGUCAAACAACACGGAUCCGAUCUGCAGGCUUUCAUUGGCAGUAAAAUGUUAGAAAAGGACGUCACUGAGGAGUUAAAAUACGUACAAAACAUAUCGAAAGAUGAUGGAUUUAGCCAAUUGGGUUUGAAAUGCCAGAUAGACGAUAAGGUCACAGACAUAUUAUCCAAAAUUAUUGCAUUUGGAUCAAUAACAAUUGAAAAAAGACAGUCGUCAAUCGUCAUUGGCGUCGGUCAUGAAAAGCAGGCUCAGAUUUUCACGGCUGUAUCACCCCGUAGUAAAUCGAUUGAUGAUAUCACUGCUUCAUUGAUAGGGGAAUUCGAGGUUUCAACAAGAAAAAGCAACUUGUGUAUAAAAGGCCUAUCUGUAUUCUCUGACGGAAGGAUAAUAUUUUCGAACUGGCAAAAUGACGGAGGAUUAAUUAUCGUACAUAGUGAUGGAACUUUAGACACUAAAAUAUCUGUUUCACCUCUACAACCGUUUGAUGUUACAUGCAUCGAUGACAAAACGGUAGCUGUUACAACGUUUUAUGACAGCAAAAUACUGAUUGUAGACACAGAAAACAAACAAAUUACCAAUACAAUCAAAACAGGCAAAUGUCGCGGUAUAACGUACAGACAAGGACAGCUAAUAUACUGUGAAGUAGGAAAAGGGAUCAUAGGGAUACAACUGUCAAACAAUAAAGUAAUUACUAUAGUGGAAGAUAACACCAUAACGCAUUAUUGGAGUUAUAUAACAACAUCGGGAGAGAAAAUUUACUUUACUGAUAAUAGAUCAACGGUCAAAUGCUACAGCGUAAAGGGAGACAAACUUUGGGAAUACAAGAACGAAUCAAUUUUAAGUGGUGCAACUGGAAUAGCUGUUAAUCAAAACGGCAUGGUAUACGUGAUUUCGAAAAGAAACCAAUCGGUCGUGAUGAUAUCGGAAGAUGGUAAAAAUAGCAGAACAUUACCAACUGCAGAAGAUAGAAUUAAGGAAUCAUACGGAAUUUAUUUUCAUAUUAACAAACUGUAUAUUGUAUUCGCUUCUGGGGUCCUCCUCAUAUUUGACAUUGCAUAAUGAAUUUUCAAAGUUAUCUUUAGUAGGUGAAAAGAUGUAAAAGAAAUUGUGGGGUCUAUGUAAAAAUGAAUGAUAAAUACUUAUAUUAAUUGAUAUAUCAGAUUACCUUCAGAGGGAUAUCCAGUCAACGAGACCAAAAGAAAAUUCACACUCUUUUUAUGAUAGAGUCGAGAAAGUCAAUAAUAAAACAAUGCCAGUGACGAUACUGAUCAACAGUUAUUUCUAAAUAAUAAUUGUAAAUUUUAAAGAUUUUUUUUGUUAAACUGUGUUAUCAGAAAUAUUCAUGCAAAUA